Messenger RNA from Lampris incognitus (smalleye Pacific opah), 3755 nucleotides. RefSeq lists its product as uncharacterized. The coding region runs from base 114 to 3515 and encodes 1133 amino acids. Gene Ontology annotation, molecular function: zinc ion binding; protein binding. The transcript is spliced from 14 exons. Lineage: Eukaryota; Metazoa; Chordata; Actinopteri; Lampriformes; Lampridae. The record is from RefSeq and is a predicted model, not a curated record.
AGCACGAGAGGCUGCUGGAGCUGUUCUGCAAGAAGGAUCAGACGUGCGUGUGCGUGCUGUGCACUGAGACGGACCACAGGGCACACUACACAGUUCCCGUGGAGAGGGAGUGGAUGGAGAAAAAGGCGCUGCUGAAGAGGACAGAAAUAGACGUGCAGCAGAUGAUCCAAGACCGACUGCAGAAAGUGGAGGAGAUCAAACACUCCGUGGAGCUCAACAAAGCCAGCGCCCUGAGAGAGAUCGAGGACAGCAUGCGGGUCUUCUCGGAGCUGGUGCGCUCCAUCCAGAGGACCCAGGCCGAGCUGGUCCUGGCUAUCGAGGAGAAGCAGAGGAAGACGGAGAGGUGGGCCCAGAGUAUCAUGUCUGAAGUGGAGCAAGAAAUCGCCGAGCUGAAGAAGAAGAACGCAGACCUCGAGAAUGUGGCGCGCACAGACCACAUCCACUUCCUGCAGAGUUUCCCAGCCCUAAGCACCCCUCCACCUGUUAAAGAUUGGUCUAGAACCAGCGUUCCCACCAGCAUGUGUGUUGGCAUCUUGAGGAGAGCUGUGUCCACACUGGAAAAGACACUGAAUGAAGAGAUAAAUAAACUGGCAGACAGUGAGAUCAAGAAGAUAGCGAAAUACACAGUCGAUUUGACUCUGGACCCCGACACUGCCAACCCGUGGUUGCAGCUCUCUCAGGACAGACGUCAGGUGAGACACCUGGGGGCAUGGCAGGACCUCCCGGACAACCCCGACCGCUUCGACACGGUGGUCAUCGCCCUGGGCCGCGAGGGCUUCACCUCGGGGAGGCACUACUGGGAGGUACAAGUUGGAGAAAAAGACGACUGGUACAUAGGCAUGGCGAAAUCCUCUGUCAACAGGAAGGGGCGGAUCUCUGUAAGCACCACCCAGGGUUACUGGGCCCUCGCUAUGAAGAAAGGCCAGGAGUACCGGGUGUCCACAUCCCCACCAUUAACGCUGACCCUCAACUCCAACCCCAAACGGGUGGGCAUCUACGUGGACUAUGACGAGGGGCAGUUAUCGUUUUAUGAUGUGAAGGCAAGGACCCACAUUUACACGUUCAAAGAGAGGUUCACAGAGAAGAUCUUACCUUUCUUUUAUCUGUAUUGCUGUGACAAAGCCUCUGAUAUCAUAGUCAUCUCUUCCAUCAACGAGAAGGCCCUGAUCAAUUUCUGCCUGGCCUGUAUAGGAGAGUACUGGAGAAUCCAGGGGUCCUGCCAAUGCCCCCUCUGCAAGGCCUCCUUCCAAACCAGGCCACAACUCCAAAUAGACCAAAGACUACAUGCUGAAGACCCACCUGGCUGUGGGGAUGAUACCAUCCCUUUCAGAGCUGGAGAAGUGCCAUGCGACAUCUGUCUGGCAAAGCAUCGCGCGGUCAAGUCCUGUCUGAUGUGUCUGGCCUCAUAUUGUGAAGCUCACCUGGAGCCCCACUACCGCGAUGAAGGCCUUGAGCACCAUCUCCUUGUCGGUGUGUUUAAGAACCUGGAUGGCACUGUGUGUAGACUGCACGGGAAGCAGGUAGACAGGUUCUGUAAGAGUGACCAAACAUGCAUUUGCAACAUGUGUGCCCAGACAGACCACAGGGGCCAUCGGGUUGUGUCUAUCACCAAGGAAGCUGCGAGGAUGAGGAUGAAAUUAAAACGGAGGAUGACAAAACUCACACAGAAGAUUCAGGAGAGACUUGGGGGAGUUGAAAAUACCAGGCUCUCCUUGAACCUCAAGGAGGGAAGUGAAGGAAAUCGGAGCAGGGUCUGGACAGGAGCUGAUGGGCUGGUCAAAGAGAUGGAGCAGGAAAUCACAGAGCUGCAGAGGACAAACACUGUGCUGGGGCAACUCUACCGCACUGACAAUCCCCUCCACCUCAUUCAGGUUGACAUCACAGGAAACAACAUGGCCUCUUCUUCUGUGCCACCCAACUUACCCAUCGACUUGGAGCAGUAUUUAACCUGCUCUAUCUGCAUGGAUGUGUUCAAUGAGCCGGUCACCACAGCCUGUGGCCACUCCUUCUGCAGGUCCUGCCUCACCCGCAAUAUCAAAUACAACGAUCAGGUGUGCCCGCUCUGCAAGGAAAUCCAGAGGGGAGACCCGAAGGUGAACUUUGUUCUGAAGAGCCUGGUCCAGGAGCUGAAUAGGACACCUGGUCCGCAGCAUGCUAUGUACACAGGGGCACCCGGCGAGGUGGCCUGUGAUGUGUGCCCCGGGAGGAAACUCAAAGCUGAGAAGGCAUGCCUUGUUUGUCUGGUUUCAUACUGCUCGGCCCACCUUAAGGCCCAUUCUUCAACCAGAAGGCUGAAGGGACACAAGCUGGUGGAGCCCACGGAGAACUUGGAUGAGAGGGCCUGCUUGACUCAUGGGCGCCCCCUGGAGUUGUUCAACAGAGAGAGGCAGCGAUGCAUCUGUGCACUCUGUGUGGAAAAGAGCCAGCAAGUUGUGUCUGCCGAGGAGGAGUGGGAUAUGAAGAAGGCUGAGCUUGACAAAGUUAAGGCAGAGCUUCAGCAGGAAAGCAAAAAAAGGGAGAAGAAGGUGGAUGAGAUCAGUGCAUCUCUGAAGGACUGCGAGGACCAGCUGGAUAAUGAGUGGUGGGAGAUCGAGGCUGUGUUUUCAGCUGUGAUUUCUGCCGUGGAGAGAGCUCAGGAGAUCGCCCUUAAGCCUCUGAAGAAGAAGAGACAAGACGUGAAGAAAGAGGCCAAACAUCUCACAGAAGAGCUGCAAAGAGAGAUCGACAAGCUCAAGAAAGCCAUCUCAGAACUGGAUGACAUAGCUUCCCUGGAGGACCAUGUCCUGUUCCUGCAGAGUUACCCAUCUACAACUGAUAUGAAUGCUGGCAAAGACUGUAGUGGGGUAGCUCUUGAUACAUCAUUCGCCUUUGGCACCAUGAGAAACAUCACAAAAAACCUGAUGGAGGAAAUUCAACAGCAUCUGGACAAGCUGACCUACGUUGAACUUCAGAGAGUGCCCAAGUUCUCAGUGGAUGUUGAGCUGGACCCAAACACCGCCCAUGCUUUUCUUAUUCUCUCCGAUGAUGGGAAGGAAGUGAGAGACGGUGGCCAAAAACAGGAGGUACCAGCCACUCCGGAGAGAUUUGAUCUCUUCUGUAGUGUUCUGGGUCUCAACAAACUCAACUCUGGAAGGUCGUACUGGGAGGUGGAGGUUGGCAAGAAGAACGGAUGGGAUCUCGGCGUGGCGAGAUGCGAUGCAAACCGCGAAGGGAAACUCUCCCUGAACCCAGACAACGGUUACUGGGCUGUUGUACAUUAUGACAAAGAACUGUACGCAGCCCUAACAGCUCCACCGACUCAUCUUUCCCUGAAAGUAAAGCCAGAGAAGGUGGGGGUCUUUGUGGACUACAAGGAGGGUCUCGUGUCCUUCUAUGAUGUGACAGCUGGUUGUCAUAUCUAUUCAUUUACUGGGUGUUCAUUCACUGGAGACCUGUACCCAUAUCUCAGCCCACAUCUGAAAGAAGAUGAGAAAAACAAAGAUCCUCUGAUCAUCUCUCCUGUGAAACGCUGUUAAAGGUUUUAUGCCGAUAAUCUCUGGAAUAGUCCCCAGUUUGAACUAACAACUAUUUCAAUAGCAACUGUUAUAAGGGGGGGGGGGUCACACUUUUCAACAUUAUCUGUGACGUAGAGCUAACACUCCAUUAGCAGCUGUAAUACUCAACAGUCUGCUGUGUCUCUGAAUUUUCACCAAUAUUGUGUGCCAACGUGUCUGCCAGUGACGGCUCUGGUGAACAACCCACGUGGAUGAACAGUA